This is a messenger RNA of Limanda limanda (common dab), 1755 nucleotides long. RefSeq names its product sodium- and chloride-dependent GABA transporter 2-like. Bases 1 to 1755 code for a protein of 584 amino acids. Lineage: Eukaryota; Metazoa; Chordata; Actinopteri; Pleuronectiformes; Pleuronectidae. Gene Ontology annotation, biological process: sodium ion transmembrane transport. The record is from RefSeq and is a predicted model, not a curated record. Gene Ontology annotation, cellular component: membrane. The transcript is spliced from 14 exons.
AUGGAGAGCAAAAUGGAAAAGAGGGAAACGUGGAUGAAGAAAAGGGAAUAUAUUCUGGCAGUAGCAGGGAAUGUUGUGGGCCUGGGCAAUGUGUGGCGAUUCCCAUACCUGUGCUAUAAGAAUGGAGGAGGUGUCUUCCUGUUUCCUUAUCUCGUCUUUGCUGUGCUGUGUGGUUUGCCAAUCUUCCUGCUGGAGACUGUGAUUGGUCAGUACACACAGGAGGGCGCCAUCACCUGCUGGACCAAAAUCUGCCCACUUGCAAAGGGAAUUGGUUAUUCUAUCAACGUGAUCCAGGUGUAUGCCACCAUCUACAUCCUUAUCCUGGCCUGGGCCCUCCUCUACCUUAUCUCCUCUUUCAGAGGCACACUGCCCUGGGCUACCUGCAGCAAUCCCUGGAACACAGACAGAUGUGUGGAACUCACUUCUGCAAACUGGACUGCAUUAAACAAUGACAACCUGACAGUAAACUGGACGUCUGGAAAUAUCACCAAGUCUUCAGUCUCUGAGUUCUGGGAGAGAGGCGUGUUGUCCAUGUCUGGGGGAAUCGACGAGGUUGGUACAGUGAAAUGGGAGCUGCUGUUCUGUCUCCUGGCCUGCUGGGUGGCCUGCUACUUCUGCGUCUGGAAAGGUGUCCGCUCCACAGGAAAGGUGGUGUAUGUCACGGCAGUGUUCCCCUAUGUGAUGUUGGCCAUCUUGCUGGUCAGGGGCUUGACACUGCCAGGGGCCUGGCAGGGUGUGGUCUAUUACCUUUAUCCAGAACCUUCUCGUCUAGCAGACUUUCAGGUGUGGAUGGAAGCCUGUACUCAGGUCCUCUUCUCCUAUGGUGUUGGAGCAGGGACACUAACCACACUGGGCAGCUACAAUAAAUUUAAGAACAACUGUUACAGGGACAGUCUGUGGUUGUGUCUGCUGAACAGUUGCACCAGCUUCAUUGCUGGGUUUGCUGUCUUCUCUGCUCUGGGCUUUAUGGCUCAGGCUCAGGGAAUUCCCAUCAACAUGGUUGUUGAUUCAGGGCCUGGGCUGGCAUUUAUUGCAUUUCCUCAGGCUGUGGCCAUGAUGCCCCUGCCUCAGUUGUGGGCUGCCUGCUUCUUCAUCAUGCUCAUUCUGUUGGGUCUGGACACAACCUUUACAGGUUUGGAAACAAUAACAUCAUCAGUGAUUGACAUGUUCCCAGGGACGAUGCGCAGACCCUGGCGUAGAGAAAUCUUUCUCCUCCUCCUCUGCUCUGUGUGUUUCAUCUUCCAUAUCCUUCUCACCACUCAGGGAGGAGUCUAUCUGUUCCAGCUGAUUGAUUACUAUGGUGCUAGUGGAGCAUGUAUAGCCUGUGUGUCUCUGGUCCAGUGUGUAGCUGUUGGGUGGGUCUUUGGUGCUGAACGGGUGUGUGAUGUAGUUGAGGAGAUGACAGGACAGAGGCCCUGGCUUCUUUUCAAACUGUGUUGGCGUUACUUUACACCACUGAUCUGCAUGGUUGGCUUCAUCGGCUCCUUUGUGGACUAUCAGCCCCUGACAUUUGGGGACUAUGUGUAUCCAGACUGGGCCUACUAUCUCGGCUGGGCCAUAGCACUCUCCUCUAUAAUUGUUAUACCCAUCUGGGCUAUUGGCAAGAUCUGCCUCACCAAGGGCUCCCUCAGACAUCGUCUGUUGGUCCUGUGUCAUCCUGAUAGUGACCAUGUUGGUCCCAAGACAAACAAAGAAAAUCUCCUGAGUGAAACUGAAAUGAACCCAAUGUCAGCUCCUCUCACUGGCGUGUUAUGA